UGAUCGAAAUAGAUAAAUUAUUUAAAAAAAUAUAAUAUAGUUGAGUGAGAAAAAACAAACUAGAAUUCAUAGCUUGUUGACAAAAGAAAAUGAUACCUUGCCUGGAAGGAUCCUGAAUUCUCAACGGCUAUGCCCGGUCACAACUCACAAGUCACAACCACCACUUCAACAAGUCAUACUUCUCCCCUCCCCAUAUAUGUGUAUAUCCUCCUCCUUCCCUUCCCUUAUUCUCCGCUCCUUUAUCAGCCCUCUCAUCACUUCAAAAACAAAGAUUGCUAUUGCUAUUGUUUUUUCUUUUUGGUAAUAAGCUUUUUUAUUUUUAUUUUUAUAAAUUUCGAUGCCAUCUACUAGGAAAGACUUGGAUCGGAUCAAAGGUCCAUGGAGUCCGGGAGAAGACGAGGCUUUGCAGCGGCUGGUUCAUACGUACGGACCCAAGAACUGGUCUUUAAUAAGCAAAUCAAUACCUGGUCGAUCAGGAAAGUCUUGUAGGCUCCGAUGGUGCAACCAGCUUUCCCCCGAGGUUCAGCACCGACCCUUCACUCCCGAAGAAGAUGAUACCAUAAUCCAAGCUCAUGCCCAAUUCGGUAACAAAUGGGCUAUCAUCGCUCGACUCCUCAAUGGUCGUACGGAUAACGCGAUUAAGAACCACUGGAACUCCACCCUAAAGAGAAAAUGUUCUUCCAUGACUCAAGAUUUUAACGAUGACUCGCCACAGCCAAUUAAAAGAUCAGCCAGUCUUGGUGCUGCUAAUAAUGUCUCGGGUCCUUGCUUGAACCUCGGUACCCCUUCAGGAUCCGAUUUGAGCGACUCGAGUUUACCCGCUGCCUCACCGGGUUAUAGGCCGUUAGCAAGAACCGGUUCCAGUAAGCAUGUUGAAACGGCAUCAUCCACUACCAAUCCGCCUACUAUACUCAGCCUCUCGCUGCCCGGAUUCGAUCCUUGCGAAAACUCGGAUUCGGGACCUAGAUCCGACCCUAUUCCUAGCCCCACCCAGGUGCCAGUAACAACAGUAACAGGUCACCCAACUGCUGGUCUCGUAGUGGGGAUGCAAAACGGGGAGUUGGGGAUGGAGAAGCAAUUUUUUAGCAAUGAAUUUUUGACAGUUAUACAAGAGAUGAUUAAAACAGAAGUGAGGAACUACAUGUUUGGGAAGUUUCAUUGACUAUGUUAUAUUUGUAUGACCCAAUGUUUUAUAAUCAUAAGCGAAAGCCUUAGCAAGGGCAUAAUUAUUCUAUGAAA
Gossypium raimondii (Peruvian cotton) is the source of this 1239-nucleotide messenger RNA. Its product is annotated as transcription factor MYB44. The transcript has a single exon. The record is from RefSeq and is a predicted model, not a curated record. Gene Ontology annotation, molecular function: DNA-binding transcription factor activity, RNA polymerase II-specific; RNA polymerase II cis-regulatory region sequence-specific DNA binding. Bases 338 to 1162 code for a protein of 274 amino acids. NCBI's taxonomy places the organism in Eukaryota, Viridiplantae, Streptophyta, Magnoliopsida, Malvales, Malvaceae. Gene Ontology annotation, cellular component: nucleus. Gene Ontology annotation, biological process: regulation of DNA-templated transcription.